UAAAAUUUAGUGUUACCUUUGGCAUGUAAAUUUAAGAUUGCAAUUCCCAUUGGAUUAUUUACAUAUAACGGAUAAAAAGGGUAAGGGUUAGGUUGAAAGGCAACUAAAUAAACGUUUAUGUAUGGAAUCGAAUAUACACUUUACGGUUUCGCCAGCCAGACCAGGGUACCUUCAUGUCACGCAUAAAUGAUCCAAAUUAUGCAGUUUAGCUCAGUUUGUGAAACUUUUCCAAUGCUAAAUGUAUUUACACAGCUACAAGUCUGCCCUCACCUUUUCAGCAUUAGACAUAGUGUAGGAGUCCAAAUAUUAUUAAGAACUGAAGAUAAACUUGGAGCUUGGAGCUUACACCCUCGGGCUCCAACAAAGCUUGCUUGCGUGACAGGGGACCCGAAUUAAUGACUGUUAUUUACCACUGUUAUUAAUGAUUAUGUUAUUGCUGAUACAGUGUUUGGGUUCCCUGUGCUUGCAGGCAGGCGGGGAUGCAGGCUGGGUUACAGAGAGCUUUGUAAACUUUCUUGGUGGGGACUGUAGAGAAAUCCUUCUUCACUCCCCUCUGAUCUUCUCUCGUCCCUGCCUAACCUGUCAAGCCUGUAAGAAGGGAUGCCGCCACAUCGCUUCCCUCUUCGUCAAAGCUGAAGGUGACCCUGCUCGCAGGUAGUAGUUUACAACGUUUUUUGGAGGAAAGGUCCGUUCCAAGUUUAUCCCCAAUCUCUACAAAUAUUUAAACUCUGACAGAAUGCCAAAUCCUGAGCUUGGUAUAUUGGAGCGGCUUAACGCCGGUGAGGUGUUAGUAGGAGAUGGAGGAGUGACUUAUGCUUUGGAAAAGCGUGGAUAUGUGAAAGCAGGACCUUGGACUCCUGAGAGUACAGUGGAGCACCCAGAAGCAGUUCGACAGCUGCAUCGGGAAUUCCAGCGAGCAGGAGCUGAUGUCAUUCAAGCAUUUACAUUCUCGAUGGAUGAUGACUUGGGAAGUGACCAAGCUAAAUAUGGAACCGAGAAAAUAAACCAGGCAGCAUGCGAUCUUGCCAAAGAGGUGGCCAAGGAAGGCGGGGUGUAUCUUGCUGGCUGCAUCAAUCAGACUGCUUUCCUCUAUUCACAAGGUGCUGGAAAAGACGUGGUGAUGAAGAAGUUUAGAGAGCAAAUUGAGAUUUUUCUCCAGAACAAUGUUGAUUUAAUUGUUGCUGAGUUCUUUGCACACGUAGAGGAAGCUGAAUGGGCAGCAGAAGUUUUAAAGUCCACAGGCAAACCAACGGCCAUAACGCUGUGUAUUGGACCUCACGGUGAUAAGAAAAAUGUGUCAGCUGGAGAAUGUGCUGUGAGGCUAGCAAGGGCAGGGGCUGAUAUCAUUGGUGUCAACUGUUGCUUCAGUCCCGACAUCAGUUUACAGACCAUUGGUUUAAUGAAAGAGGCGUUAGACAAGGAAGGACUCAAGCCUCAUCUGAUGAUUCAACCAAUUGGUUAUCACACUCCAGAUAGUAGCGGAGAUGGAUUUCUAUAUUUACCCGAAACCCCGUUUGCUCUGGAGCCUCGUACACUAACUCGUUGGGAUGUGCAUAAGUAUGCUCGGCGGGCCUAUGAUAUGGGAGUGAGGUAUAUCGGAGGCUGCUGUGGCUUUGAGCCAUAUCACAUCCGGGCUGUUGCUGAAGAGCUUGUUCCAGAACGAGGAAGAUUUCCUGCAGCUAGUGAAAAGCACAGUCCCUGGGGAGAGGCACUCAAACACCACGCAGUAGCUGAAGUCCGAGACAGAGCAAAUCGCGCCUACUGGGAGAAUCUAAAACCAGCCAGCGGUCGUCCAUUUUGCCCUUCGUUGAGUGGACCUGGACCACGCAGCCAACUACAAUAGGCCAAGGAACUUUGUACAGUGAACCUUGCGGAUUUUGCAUUAUAGUUGAUUACAUGUAAUGUGGCUUUACUGUAGGUCUUGUAUAUUGUACUUCAUGCAAGUCACUUAUAAAUCAAUCAAGUGUUUUCAGUUCUUCACUCGGUGGAAGGAACAAACGUUAUUGUAUAUAUCACUUUUUUAAAAUGUUAUUUUGGGUCAUUUAUAAAGUUAUCAGUCGCAGACUAGCCUGUUCCAGGCUCUCUCGAGUAAUCACACUAGACAAGCUAUACUGUAAGGAAUUGCUUAGAUAAUAAUGACAAUCGUCCAGGAGUAGAAACAGACUCCCAGACGCCUUAUUAUUUCCUAAUGUGGUAAAGCGAAUCCAAAUUGCUUGCAAAGUUUCACCCCACCGAGUCAUUAAAAAAUCGUUCUUUUUAUCGACACUACGCUUUUCCGAUUUUUUAUUCAAACUAUAAAUAAGUCUUACCGCGCGAUUUAUCAUGCUAAAUUUAGUGAAUAUGAGCAGUGUAACAAGGGUCCGUUGCAAACUCAUAAAAAUAUGCGACCCAAAACCUGCCACUUUUUGCAAAAGAAAUCUUUGUCAGCGUCGUCCACCUGGAAUACAUUUCUUUCUAACAAAUUCGCAUAGUUACUAAAUUUGGCAUGGUAAAUUGAUCUUUGGAUGUGGUGUUUUGUUUAUAUUAUAUCCG
Messenger RNA from Orbicella faveolata, 2532 nucleotides. RefSeq names its product betaine--homocysteine S-methyltransferase 1-like. Lineage: Eukaryota; Metazoa; Cnidaria; Anthozoa; Scleractinia; Merulinidae. Gene Ontology annotation, molecular function: zinc ion binding; betaine-homocysteine S-methyltransferase activity. The record is from RefSeq and is a predicted model, not a curated record.